Diplodia corticola is the source of this 768-nucleotide messenger RNA. RefSeq names its product short chain dehydrogenase. Gene Ontology annotation, molecular function: oxidoreductase activity. NCBI's taxonomy places the organism in Eukaryota, Fungi, Ascomycota, Dothideomycetes, Botryosphaeriales, Botryosphaeriaceae. The coding region runs from base 1 to 768 and encodes 255 amino acids. The record is from RefSeq and is a predicted model, not a curated record. The transcript is spliced from 3 exons.
AUGCAAUUUCCAGGAAACAUUGUCCUCGUCACCGGCUCGGCUGGCGGCUUGGGAAAGGCCAUCGCCGAAGCCUACCUGAACGCCGGAGCCAAAGUCUCCAUCUGCGACAUCAACGAGGAACGCCUAAACGUCACUACACGCGAAUUCAAGGGAACAUACGGCAACGACAAAUUCCUCGCCACAGUCACCGACGUCACCGACGAACCAUCAGUCAACCACGUCUUCACCAAGACCAUCGACAAGUUCGGCCGCCUCGACAUCAUAGUCAACAACGCAGGUGUUGCUGAUAAAUUCGACCCCGUCGGCGACGUCGACCGCUCGCUGUGGGAUCGCCUCAUUGCCAUCAACCUGACCGCCCCCUUUCUCUUCUGCAAGUUGGCCGUCAACCAAUUCCUCGCCCAGAAGCCUGCCGGCGGCAUCAUCGUCAACAUCGCCUCCGUCGCUUCCCUGAAGACCGGCAUAGCAGGAGCUGCCUACACGGCCUCGAAGCACGGGCUGCUGGGCCUGACUAAGAACACGGCUGCCAUGUACAACACGAAGAACAUCCGGACCGUCGCCGUGCUCCCUGGUGGCAUGGACACGAAUAUCACCGAGGCCAUGGCUGCCGGCAUGAACCCCGACGGCUGGGAGGUUGCCAAGAACCAGAUGACCCAGAGCUACAACGAUGUCCGGGAUGUCGCCCAGACGGUGCUGUUCUACUCGAGCCCCACCGCCAAGGGGAGCAAUGGUGCGGUUGUGAGCGUCGAUGGUGGAUGGCUGAGCUUCUGA